GCCCCUUUGACCCUUCCUCUCGCGAGACGUGACGCGGCUCUCUGCGAGAUCAUCGGCACCAACAUAUCGGCUCCAGAACCUGAAGACAAUCUGCACAUUUCUGCGUGGGUCAUGGAGGUGUCGUCUCACAGCCUCUUCCUGCUGCAGCAGCUCAACGUUCAGAGAGAGUUCGGCUUCCUGUGCGACUGCACCGUCGCCAUCGGCAACGUCUACUUCAAAGCUCACCGCGCCGUGCUGGCCGCCUUCUCCAACUACUUCAAGAUGAUCUUCAUCCACCAGACCAGUGAGUGUAUAAAGAUCCAGCCCACAGACAUCCAGCCAGACGUCUUCAGCUACCUGCUGCACAUCAUGUACACCGGCAUGUGUCCCAAACAACCGGUGGACCAGAGCCGACUCCAGGACGGCAUCAAGUUCCUUCACGCGUACCAGCUGUGCCGGAAACCCGGCGAGGGCGCAGCCGACGCCGCCGACGCCACCGACGCCGCCGCAGACCUGGUCCGCAUGUCCAAUCUGUACGGCAUCCAGAUCUCCUCCCAGCUGGCCAAAAAGGAGGCAGCCGGAGUCCCGAAGACCACCGCGGUAUCCUGCGGGGACCCCGAGGAUGGAUGUUCCUCUGGCCGAGGGGGGCGGUCCCACUCCCAGCUGGCCCUCGCGGUCGGACUGGAGGGGAUCCCGCCAGACCGCAAGGCCUCGGCUCUACUCAACAACUGCUCCGUGGCGUCCGGAGACGACUCAGACAUUUCCACUCGCAUCAAGCAGGAGCGGGUGGAGGAGGAGGACGGCGAGGGGGAGGAGGUGCCUGGGGGGGGGUCAUUGUGUCAGGGUAGCAGCCCCAGUCAGAGUCUCCUGUUCAAAGACCGGGCCCUGGUCCUGCUAUGUCCCCGCUGUGGCGAGCGCUGCUCGUCCCCCGAGGACCUAAGGGAGCACCUGGUCGGCCACACCCUCGACCCUGCCCGGCUGAUGGAGGGGCUGGACGCCGCCGGCAUGGAGGAGGGUCCGGCGACGGCCCAGGAGCCGCUGGAUGCGGGGUGUCUGGAGGAGGCGCUGAGACAGAGCCAGGCGCUCGCCAACCAGCUGGCCGCCGAGCUGAGGCGGAGCAGGGGGGGCGGCGACGGGGGAGGUGUCCUGCACUCCCGUAAACGUAAGAUCGCCUGCGCCGUCUGCAGCCUGCGCUUCUCCCACAAGAGCCAGCUGCAGGAGCACAUGUACACCCACACCGGCAAGCCGGCCCGCUACCACCGCUACAACCGCCUCUGCAGCCAGCUCUUCCAGGCCUCCGCCCACUUCUGCGAGGGCGCCGCCGAGCUGGGGGGCGGAGCCUCGUCCGGUGCCGCCCCCGCUGCGCUCUCUGAGGAGGUCAACGGGGACGUGCAGGACAACGGCAGCUCCUGCUACUCGCUGGACUCUGAGGUCUCCCAGGAGAGCGGGGACGGCGAGCCGGUGGAGUGAUGUCAUCGGUCCGCCGGGCCGCCGGGCUGGUACCUGCGCAGGUGUGUUUGUGGGAAUCGGUCACGUGAUCGUGGGCCGGAACAUUGGCGUGUUUGACCUUAUCGACUUCAGAAUCGAUCGGUCAAUCGACAGGAAAUCAAUCGGCAACUAUUUAUACAACCGUUUUUUAAAGAAAACAAGUCAUGUGAAUAUUUCUGUUUUUCUACGAAGACGAACUGAAGACAUUGUUAUUGAUCAGACGGAUCAAUAAGGAUUAAUCAUUCUCACCUCAUCGGUUUGUAGAAUCCUGAUCUUCCACACUCACCAGCGGACAGUGAACGCCUCUGAGAUGAAACGAUGUGUUCAAAUGCUCCUUUAUUGUGAAGAUAACUUCAGUGUGUCUUCAGACCCAGAAGGACUUUCAUUGUGAAAGGACGCAGCAGUGCCUUCCUAUGCUUUGAUGCUCGUUGAGUCGUUUCCAUCAAAUUAAGAUUCAUGACAAUCUGUAUGUAUAGAAAAUAAUGUAGUAAUAUAUAUAUAUCUAAAUAUAUAUAUAUAUAUCAUUCAUCGGUAUUUCAUUAUUAUUAUUAGUAAACCUCAGAGGUCACAUGACGAUGGAGAACUAUGGUUCUCUUAUUUCUCCAAAACAGAUGACUUUAUUUUUAAAGGGUUCCCAGUGGAACUGUGUUCUGGCCCUUUAACGUGGAAAUGGAGUCACAUGACCAGUGUUCAUUGAUCAGGAGUUGAGAUGUCAUUGAUUAUUGAUUGGUGAAUCUCUGUAAAAUACAUCAAGGAAGUUUUGUUUUGUACAUAAUCAAUAAAGUGUUUUUUCCACCAA
Messenger RNA from Cyclopterus lumpus (lumpfish), 2266 nucleotides. It is a transcript of the gene zbtb25, whose product is annotated as zinc finger and BTB domain containing 25. Gene Ontology annotation, molecular function: RNA polymerase II cis-regulatory region sequence-specific DNA binding; protein binding; DNA-binding transcription factor activity, RNA polymerase II-specific. The coding region runs from base 112 to 1449 and encodes 445 amino acids. The transcript has 3 exons. Gene Ontology annotation, cellular component: nucleus. Gene Ontology annotation, biological process: regulation of transcription by RNA polymerase II. The record is from RefSeq and is a predicted model, not a curated record. Lineage: Eukaryota; Metazoa; Chordata; Actinopteri; Perciformes; Cyclopteridae.